AUGGCGAGAACCAAGCAUUUCGCUUCCAGGGCACGAGAUCGCAAUCCAACUGAUGCCACCGCUUCAUCUUCGCCGGCGGCAGGUCCGAGUACGACCCCAGCGAGAAGGGGGACUCAAGCUGAAGGUGGAGAUGAUGCCCAACGAACAACUCCUGCAACUUCACCGGCUACUGGUAGAAAAAAAGGGGCUAAGAAAAGUAAACAGGCUGUGCCACAAAGUUCGAACAAGAAGCCUUACCGUUACAGGCCAGGAACUGUUGCUCUGAGAGAGAUUCGCCGAUUCCAGAAGAGCACUGAACUUCUAAUCCCAGCUGCUCCUUUUAUUAGAACAGUGAGAGAAGUAACCCAAGCUUGUGCCCCUCCGGGAAUUCGUUGGACAGCUGAAGCUCUUGUGGCUCUUCAAGAGGCGGCAGAAGAUUACUUAGUUGGGUUGUUCUCUGAUUCAAUGCUCUGUGCUAUUCAUGCAAAACGUGUUACUCUACUGAGAAAAGAUUUUGAGCUUGCACGCCGGCUUGGAGGGAAAGGCAGACCAUGGUGA
This is a messenger RNA of Microthlaspi erraticum, 537 nucleotides long. The record is from the annotation of a GenBank genome assembly. Lineage: Eukaryota; Viridiplantae; Streptophyta; Magnoliopsida; Brassicales; Brassicaceae.